AAACAAGCACUUGUAUCAAAUGAACCAUGUCAAACCACGUGUUACAGUUUACAAUCUGUCAGUGGAUCUGACACUUCGAAAAUAACACGUGAAAUUUUAAGUAAUCUGCACUUCCAAAUAAACAGCAUGGCUCCAAAUCAAAAGUUCACUCAGAAUGAUCGCGAUGACGUCACAACUAUUCUUCCGCUUUGGAUUCCUCUUUGUGAAAGGAUGGGCAGGAACAAGUGAGAGGCGAAGAUUCUGCAAGAAAUGAAACUAUUAGACAGUGUGCCACAUCAAACAUAAGAAGGCAACCAGAAGUAAACUUUAAAGGAAUGCAUUUUAUAUUUGAUAAAGUUUAAACGCGCAAAACUGGAGUACUGCUAUGAUUUGGAGCAAAGUGGAAUGGGUUCAAUACAUGCCGAAUUUGUUUGUUACUAUAAACUUAAAUGUAUGGUUGUAGAAAACUCCAAAAUGAAGAAAAGUUGUAAAGUCCAUGUUGAUGAGAGUGAACCCUCUGGAGCCGAUGAAAUGACCUUUGAGCAUAGAAAUGUUUGCAUCAAGAAAUCAAAGUGGGUUACUGAGGAAUAUGACGUCACGGAUUUACUGCUGGGCAGGGGGAAAUUUGGAGAGGUGAAAAAGUGUAAAGAGAAGAAAACCGGGAGGUUUCUGGCGGCAAAGUUUAUCGCAGUAAAUGGACUACAAGAAAGAGAUGACGUCAUUAACGAGGUUGAUAUCAUGAAAACACUACAGCACCCUCGCCUUCUUCAGCUGUAUGACGCCUUUGAGAAAAAGGACACUUUCUGUAUAGUGACAGAACUAAUUUCAGGCGGGGAGCUCUUUGAGCGUGUAAUCAACGACGAUUUUAUCUUGACGGAAAAGGCCUGCAUAAUGUUUAUGAGGCAGAUCUGUGAAGGCAUUGCUUUCAUGCAUUGCAGGGAGGUUCUGCAUUUAGAUUUAAAGCCAGAAAAUAUAUUGUGUCUAACACGAGAAGGCAACAUUAUCAAAAUCAUCGACUUCGGCUUGGCACGGAAAUUUGAUCCCUCCGGUGAUCUCCGAAUUCUGUUUGGUACACCAGAGUUCAUGGCACCAGAGGUCGUGAACUUUGACCCUGCGUCGCCAGCAACGGACAUGUGGAGCAUAGGGGUCAUAUGUUAUGUGCUAUUGUCAGGUUUAUCCCCCUUUGUCGGUGAUACUGAUGCAGAAACCCUUGUCAAUGUGACGUCAGCAAAAUGGGACUUCAGUGCCGAGGAAUUCGAGAGUAUUUCAAAGGAAGCGAAAGAUUUUAUAUCAAGAUUAUUAGUAAAAGAUCCAAGGAAGAGAAUGACCUCUCGUCAGUGUCUGGACCACAUCUGGCUUAGACGUUCCCAGAAAAGAGAAGCAAAGCUACCAGAACGGUCUCUUUCCAAAAAGAGGCUGAAGAAAUUUGUGUUCAGACGAAAGUGGCAGAAAGCAGUAAAUGCUAUGCUAGCAUUGAAGAGAAUGGGAGUCAAUUUGACGUAAUGGAAUAUGACAUCAGGUGUAUAAAUUGAACAACCAAGUGAGUUGAUUGGUCGACGGCGUCGAUAACAGAAGUCAUUUCUGGAAUGACCAAAUGUAUCAUGACAACAAUGUUCAUGUAUUAUUUUUGUAAAAAGCAUUCCUCUACAGAAAUGAUUCCAAAUUAUGCUUGGUUCAAUCAAAUGUGAAAUUUCAUGAAGUUGUUCAGUCAUGAAAACUUGGACCUUUAAAUGGUUGAUAUAGUUUGUUUGUACUGGCAUGUCUGUUGUCAAGAGAAUUUUGAUACCUUGACACGACUUGGGGAGGGGAAGGCGCGGGGGAGGUAUGAAGUAUUGACGACAUUAACACUACUCGCCUAAUGUGAACGUUUUAGUGAUAACAAUUUUAUUUUUAUCAGGCUGGGGAAAACAGCUGCAACUGAUUUUUUGUUAUAUUUGUUGAUCAUUCGUUAUAAGCAUUCGCAAAGUAAAAACAAUAACUUUCUUGUAAGAAAUGUUUCUAGACUUUCUGCCGCUAUUCAGUGACUGUUAUGAAGUAGAGUUCAAUGUCUUGUCAGAUUAAUGAACUAAACGUUUUGUAACUAUAUACAAGGACAGCAACAAGUAUACAAGAAUACAUUUAUAAUUCGUAGACAGUAGCAAGCAUAGAUUGUAGAGAAUAAAUUAUGUUUGUAUUGAUGCUUUGAAGAAAAUACUAUGUUUAGAAUAAUUCUGGUAUGGUGAAAAAGCAAGGGGUGCACGAAAUUCUGCUAUAAAUAAGUUUACUCAUUUUCACAAAGUUAUUUUAGGGUGAAUUAUUUAAACCCUUUACAAUAAAAAAGCACCAAUAUUUCAAAGCAUCCGCCAAAAUUUCACGACGCCAAAAUGAAAAACACGAUGAACUUUGUAAAUCGGCAAAGAUAAUAUUUUUGAUUGAAGGAAUUUUGUUAAGUGGAACAAUCAUACUAGAAAUCAUGUGUAUCUCUCUAUACUGUGUACCAGAAUGACUUUUAAUUUUGUUCAGUCAGCAGCAUAUGUAUCAUCUGUAUAUCUGAGAGAAAGAGGGAUGUGGUUUUACCAUUUGUGUAUAAAUGUAAAUUUCUUUUACGACAUAUUAUAGGAUAGGCCUAUUAUUUUAGACCAACAGACAAAAGCUUAAUAUUCUAGCGCGCUAGACUCCUGGUCACAAAUAUGAUUAGCCGCGCAAGAAAAGCUGAAUAUCAAAAUAUCGUUGAUUUUAUUGUGUUAUGUAUGUACAGCUCGUAACUUGUAAUCCGCCUGUUGAUUGGAUGAUAUAAAUAGACCAUAGUCUACUAGUUCUAUGUAUUUCUAGAAUUACGUAGACUAUACCUGCAUGUAGAACAAUUAUUAGAAACAAAAUUGUAAUUAUAGUUUUAUGAAUUAAAGUAAAAUAAUUCA
Molecule: messenger RNA, 2876 nt
Organism: Magallana angulata
Lineage: Eukaryota; Metazoa; Mollusca; Bivalvia; Ostreida; Ostreidae
Product: myosin light chain kinase, smooth muscle-like
Exons: 12
Coding region: 385-1482 (365 amino acids)
Biological process (GO): protein phosphorylation; positive regulation of apoptotic process; intracellular signal transduction
Cellular component (GO): nucleus
Molecular function (GO): ATP binding; protein serine/threonine kinase activity
Source: RefSeq, a predicted model, not a curated record